Molecule: messenger RNA, 546 nt
Organism: Rhizophagus irregularis DAOM 181602=DAOM 197198
Lineage: Eukaryota; Fungi; Glomeromycota; Glomeromycetes; Glomerales; Glomeraceae
Source: RefSeq, a predicted model, not a curated record
AUGUCAAAUUUAAUACCAAUUUCUGAGUUAAAUGAACUAUCAUACGAAGAAUUUAUUAAUAAAAUCAAUAUAUUAUUUGAAACAGCUUUACCAUUAGCAAAUGCAUUAUAUUCUUCUCGCCCAUUCGCAUCUUAUACUUCUUUAAUUUCUUCAGCGACAGAAUUUAUUCAAAAUCCUGAAUUACCAUUUUCACAAAAACUUGAAAUAAUUAAUGCACAUCCACGCUUAGGUGAAAAUAAAAAAAAUCUUUCUUCAUUAUCUUUAAAGGAACAAGGUUAUUCAACAAAUAAUGAUUUAAGUCAAAAUGAAUCAAAUACCGUAAAUGAAGAUGAAAUUGUUAAUACAAUACUACAGGAAUUAAAUUAUAAAUACGAAGAAAAGUUUGGUUUUCGGUUUGUUAUUUUUGUUAAUGGUAGAUCAAGAAAAGAAAUCAUUCCUAUAUUACAAGAUAAAUUAGAGAAUGGAAAUCGAGAUGAUGAAUUAAAAAGAGGUUUAUUAGAUAUGAUGAAUAUUGCCAAUGAUAGAUUAAGACGUUGCCAGAAUUAG